UUCAGUUAAUUCGGCAGUGAGCGUCCUACGAUUAAGACGUUUUGUAUGUUCGCGUCGCAACUGCAGCGCGUCGCGUCUUUGUCCAAUUUAUUCUCGUCGCCGCCCUCUCGCUUCUUCAUGUGUGCGUUUUGUGUUGUGUACGGCGAUUUUAUUUAUUGAAAAAAAAAAAAUUGCUUAAAUUGAAUGCAAUGUAAUGAGUAAGAGUGUUAUUCAAUAUUUGUGAAAACGGUGAAUAUUUCAUCAACAGACUCGUAUGUCAAUGCAGUUCAUGAGAAUUUGACAUUUAACUUGAUGUCGUUGUUGCCGUUAGUUGUUGUUGUUUGUUGUUACUGUGGUUAGCCGCUGCAGGUUAGAAACAAAAAAAGAGCAAAGAAAAAAAAACAAUAUAAGACAAUUGGUGUUGGCGUUGGCCGCUUGUGGGCCAAAUUCGCGGACACGGACGCACCCACCCAAGUCCAAAAACCCCAAUUCCAAUUUGCUGUGUAACUGGCUUGUGUCGAUGUGUGUGUGCCAGUGUGUGAGCUAGUUGUGGGUCCAAGUGUGAGUGUGUGUGUGUGUGUACGGUGCAGGGCAGGGGGAAGGAGCAUGGGCUGCCCAGCCGGUUUCGCUGCGCGAGUUAAUUGACAAUAUACACAACAAAACAAAACCUAAAAACCAAAAAAAAAAAAACAACACCAAACAAAUAUGAAGAAAGAAGCAAGCAUAAAAAGCGAAUGAGCAAAUAUCGCAUAUAAUAAAGCAUGCAACACAAUCAUCAUUAUCACCAUCAUCAUCAUCGUAAUCAUCAAGCAAACAAGACUGCAAACAAAUGUUUAAAUAUUUUUGUUUCAUUGAUGACAUGUGUUUAAAGUGAAGAGCGCUAAUCGAAAAGAAUCCUCAUCAUCAUCAUAAUCAUGAUGUUUGGCCGGGCAACGAAUGAGACGACGACGAUAGCUUAGUUCUAUAUUUAAAUACACCCGAAAACAACAGACGCUUCGAUUGGCCGCCAAAAGCAAACCAGCCACCGCCCGCCCGUCCCUCUUCCCACCUCCAUUUCACAGCCCCACACCAAGUGGUCGGCGCCAUGCAACAUUCUCUUCUUCUGCCGAUGCCGCUGCUGCUGCUGCAACUGACCAUUCUUGUUGCGGCAGUUAAUUCGCACAAUUGCCAGCACCAGCAUCCCAAAGCGCAUGAGGUUGUGCACGGCGUGCGCCUUCAGCUGGCCAAUGAUGAUGAUGAGGCGGCUGUCGAUGAUUGGGAAGAUCCCGCGGCGCAUAAUGUGAGGCGACGUCGCAGCAUUGUGGCUGAUCAGCCGCUGCGCAUUCUGCUCGUCUACGAUGAAUCCGUUUACAGAUUGGAGGAAGAGAAAUUCAAUUUAAUAAACGACACUGUGCUACCGGAGGCGGUACAAUUCUGGGAACAGGCGUUGAUGGUGCGCGAAACGAAGGGUGUGAUUCGAUUGAAUCGGAAAUGCGACAGCACUCAGGUUUAUGUGAAGAAUGGCAACACUCACUGCAUUGAUCACUGCAAGUCGACGACGAUGUGCGGCGAGGUGCAAGUGCCCAACGAGCAUCUGGAUGUGUGCCGAGUGUGCAACAGCACAGGACAAAACUGUCGCAUUGACACCAACACGCAACCUGGCGAAGGCAUCGAGAAUGCAGACUUUGUUUUCUAUGUGUCAGCGAGACAGACGCAACGUUGCUACAAAGGACUGACGGUCGCGUAUGCGGCACAUUGUCAGCAGGAGGCGCUGCUGGAUCGCCCCAUUGCGGGGCAUGCGAAUCUGUGUCCCGAGAGCAUCAGCACCAAGCCACAGGAACUGCAAACACUGAUAUCUACGGUGAAGCAUGAGAUUCUGCACGCACUCGGCUUCUCCGUGAGUUUAUACGCCUUCUUUCGGGACGACGAGGGACGCCCACGCACGCCACGUAAACCGGACACAGGCAAGCCAUACCUAAAUGAAAAAUUGCAGAUACAUCAGUGGAGCAACACGACCAUCCGCAAGGUGGAGCGUCACAAUUGGGCAGUGCGUAGUGGGCACGUUAAGAAGGUGGUGGACAUGCUGGUGACGCCACGGGUUGUGAAGGAGGUGCGUGCACAUUUCAACUGCGAUAUACUCGAGGGAGCCGAGCUGGAGGAUCAGGGUGGCGAAGGCACAGCGCUUACCCACUGGGAGAAGCGCAUACUGGAGAAUGAGGCGAUGACGGGAACGCACACACAGUCGCCUGUCUUUUCACGCAUCACCCUGGCUCUGAUGGAGGAUUCGGGUUGGUAUCGUGCCAACUAUUCGAUGGCCACGCCGCUGACCUGGGGCAAGAACUUGGGCUGCGUUUUUGCAAUGCGCAGCUGCAAGGAUUGGAUACAAAUGAAUCACGAUAGGGGUCAUUCUAUACAUCCUUUCUGCUCGAAAGUGAAGCAGGAUCCAUUGCAAACCGAAUGCACAGAUGAUCGCAAUUCGGUUGCGUUGUGUAAUCUAAUUAAGCACGACUUUGAGCUGCCCAAAAUCUAUCAAAACUUUGAUAGUCUCAACAACAUCAAGAGCGGCGAGGAGGGAUUCUAUGGUGGCUCUGUUUCGUUAGCGGAUCAUUGUCCUUACAUACAGGAGUUCACGUGGCGUAGCAAAAACGUCAUUGUGCGUGGCUCGCAUUGUCGCUUUGUGGAAAAUAAUCCAAAACCCGAGAAGAACUUCGCCUUGGAGAGCUAUGGUCAGGGCUCCAAGUGCUUCGAUCACAGCGAGUCCAUGUGGGAGGAACGCUCUUGCCACCAGACACGCGAGUGGCAGCAUUGGGGCAGCGGUUGUUACAAAUACAACUGCUUCGACGGACGGCUGCAUAUUCUGGUUGGCAACUAUAGCUACAAGUGCUCCUUUCCCGGUCAGAAGCUGUCCAUACGCAUUGCUGCCAAUGGUUGGUUGCACAAGGGCGCCAUUAUGUGCCCGCCAUGCCAUGAAUUGUGCGGCGCCUAUUUUGCCGCCGAGGGCAAACAAUGCCGACCCGGCGAAGAGCCAGAUCCGCUCAAUAAAUAUCCACGCGAUGAUCUUGCGUGUGGCGCUGAUACACAGCGUCAUUCUAUGGCCAUAAUCAGCACUGCGCUGCUGUUAGCUUUGCUGUGGUUUGCAAGGCCCAGCUGCAGUUGCAGUUACUCGUAAAUGUUCUCUAUGUUUUUUAGUGAAAUUUGUAAAUUGUAUUUGUACAAUAUAUGCUCAAUUUGCCUAUCUAUAAGACCACAUCUAAUUGUAAUGACCCACAAUUUUAACGUUAUAUACUUAGAUAUAUUUGUAUUUGUAACUCGUAUUCGUAUUGUAUCCCGAUAUGUGAUCUUUACUAAGGAUAUUUUUGUGAAACGUCGAAUGAUAUCUAUUGCGACAUUUAAGCAUAGCUUUUAAGUUAUAUUUCGUAUAAUGAUCUAUACAUUCCAAAGUAUUUGCUACAUUUCUUUUUGCUGAUGAAGCGGAUAAUCACAAUCUGAGAUAUUAUCAGGUAAUACUGAAAAUCCGUGAAAUAUUCGGAUUGUGGCUAUUUCCAAAAACAAAAAAAAAUCUUUUGUUACAACAAUCUUUUUUGUUAUUUAUUUUUUUUCGAAAUUCGUUUAUUAUCGCGUGUCUUGUGAUGUAUCCAUUUUGUUUUAAUCCUAAGUUUGAUUUUCGCUCGACCUUAAAGCAUUUAAGAUCUGUCUGUACAAUCUCGAAAAUUGCUCUAAACUUUAAGCUGAAUUUGUGAAUAAAGUCUAUUGUAUAUAUCUGUAUGGAAAUGAAAGAUUACUCGCAAAGUGCUGAAUUCAUUUAUAAUAUAUAUUUUGAAAACAAAAA
Drosophila sulfurigaster albostrigata is the source of this 3787-nucleotide messenger RNA. RefSeq names its product leishmanolysin-like peptidase (gene Invadolysin). The transcript is spliced from 9 exons. Gene Ontology annotation, molecular function: metalloendopeptidase activity. The record is from RefSeq and is a predicted model, not a curated record. The coding region runs from base 1064 to 3127 and encodes 687 amino acids. NCBI's taxonomy places the organism in Eukaryota, Metazoa, Arthropoda, Insecta, Diptera, Drosophilidae. Gene Ontology annotation, cellular component: membrane; cytoplasm. Gene Ontology annotation, biological process: proteolysis; cell adhesion.